Saccostrea echinata is the source of this 729-nucleotide messenger RNA. RefSeq lists its product as uncharacterized. The record is from RefSeq and is a predicted model, not a curated record. The coding region runs from base 1 to 729 and encodes 242 amino acids. NCBI's taxonomy places the organism in Eukaryota, Metazoa, Mollusca, Bivalvia, Ostreida, Ostreidae. The transcript is spliced from 4 exons.
AUGUUUAUCCAGGUCCGCUGGGUAGUGGAAUCGGCUAACGCCCGAAUAAAGAGGUGGAAGUACUUAGAUAAGGUUCUCCCAACAAAUCAAGUUCCUCAUAUCGGAGAUUAUAUAAGAAUCAUUUGUGCCAUUUCAAACAAGUUCCUUCCUCCACUUUCAUCAGCUCAUGAUGACGAUUUUGCUGUGGCAGCAAAAAUGUUAUACCUCAGCUGUCAAGUAAACACAUUGAAAGAACGUGUCGAGAAAGAAAAUCUACAUAGCAGAAAAACAACAAUGUGGACAGAUGCAUCUUCUGUUCAAGAUUUUCCAAAGCUAUCAGAGGAACAGCUUCGUGAAAUAACAUGUGGGACCUACCAACUCAAACUUUCAAAAUUCUACAUCCAGGAGCACCUAGAGGGAAAUCAGGACAUCCUUGUCCACAAAGAGGACCCCCACCUACUAAAGGUGAAAAUGCAAAGUCGCCAUGUUUCAUCCAAGUCUCAUGUCUUGUGGAUAUCUUACAAUGCAGCAGAGGUAACAGCGUGGUAUUGUCUUUGCAAGACAGGCGCAAGAGUGGUCGGUGUGUGUGCACACGUUGCAUCCAUACUCUGGUAUCUUGGAUAUGCCAGGCACAUGCAGGGCAUGGACAACAUCGGUAUAAGGGAUUGGGCCGCCUAUGUUGAAGAUGCAGCCAACAUUCCAGAGACGAUAGACACUUCCGACAGCGAUGACAGUAUUUGCGAAGAAUAA